CAUAUUGCCAGUGUGGGCCUGGUUGCGGGCAUAGGUCCCAUGUAAUAAAAACCCGCCUUGCGAGCCCAAAUUAAUGGCCUGCCAGCCGAUCCUCCUCCCUUCACUAUGCAGUACAUUGAUGCAGAGUGAAUUGAAUGAAGAAAGCAUGCCAGCCAGGUCAGAAGUGCCUCCAUUGCUGCCAUGCUACAAGUCAGAGUCAGAGAUACCAACACAGGAUGAGAAUGCUCCUUUGAGCCCUCCACUUCUUGUACCUCAGGUUGAGGGUAACCUCCCUAAGGAUGACACAAGUGUCAGUGGCUUGGGCACUAGAAAACGCCAAAUGCCCUCCCGAUUCAUCAGUGGAGAUUUUGUGCCCAUUCAUGGAAUUCCAUUUUCCUGCAUUCGUUCUGCUCUGCAACCAGGUAUUGCAGGUCGGAAGAAGCCAAGAAGUCAGCAUCAACUGAAAAGGAUACUGCCAUCCAGAUUAAAGGUGCAGAAACUUCGUCCUCAUUCAGAGCCCUUAGCUUCAUAUGAAGAUAGAUGUGGUUCACCAGGGAAACAGAGGAAGCUGGAUACCUAUGAGGAUAUUGAGUUACCAUAUCCUGAUGCCUCUUUGCCUGAGAAACAGUUGGCUUCAAUAACUCCUCUGUUGGAUGUAGCAUCCUCAGGACUGGUUUCCACAAAUGAGAAAGUGCAGAGUGAUUCAAUUGGAUUAGAGGGAGAUGCUUGCUAUGUGAUAUCCCCAAAUGUGCUACUCCCUCCUCCUCUUUCAUCAUAUGAUGAUCCCAACGUGGAAGAUGCGAUGCACAACUUUCUGUCCAAUGGCAUUGAAUCAUCUAAGCAGCAGAGUUCUUCAGGUGCCACUGAGCUGGACUAUAAUGAGAAGGUGCUUUUAGCUUCACAAGUGAAUGCUGAAGUUGAAGUUGUGGAAGAAAUGGAUUUUGUGCUCUUCAAAUCUGAAUGUGACAUGAUGAAGUAUUGUCAGUUAGAGGCUGACUUCUGUCGGAUGAAGACACCCUGCAAGAAGGAAAUAAUGGAACCAGUGAUGAAAAAACAACUGAGUACCUCAUCAAGUAGUCUUUCUAGUUAUUUUUCAUCAAGUGUUGAGAAGAUUCCUUUCAAGAAUGUGAAGUUAAAGAGACCCAGAGGGAGACCCCGGGGAACAUUAAAGGCCUCUCGAAGCUUGUGCCAGAGUUUUUCUACACCCUCUGGUCUCUCUGCUUCAGAUAGAAGUCUCACAUCUUCUGCAGAACCAGUAUUUGAAAAACGGAAGAGAGGACGUCCAAGGAAGAUCAGGAUGGAAAUGUUGCCAAAACUUGAGACUGUUUCAUGCCUGAAUGCUGUCAACACUUCUCUGACCAAGGAAGAGCGUUUGAGACGAUCUGGACGUCAGCGAACCUUUACUUUCAAGUUGCAGGAUAUCAGUGGGGAUCUUGAAGAUGAAACAGCACUUUCUUUAGAAGGUGAUGCUACACAGCAUGUGAUUUUAAAGAGGAAGGAAAAUGCAGGCAGUGUAAUUGAUUCAGACUUGAAGUGUGCUUAUACCCCUGUAAAAGCAGAGACAUGUAUGUCAGACACUUCGUCAUCUCAGAAACCAACUCCAUCUCAGCCUCUCUGCAAGCAUUCUUUUACCCUGAAAGAGAUGGAGGAGCUUGACAUAUUAACUCCUUCAUUAGCAAUGAGUUUGGGGCUCUGGACAUAUAGAAUUUCCAAGAAACAUCCUGCAGAGCUUGUGAAGAAGUCCCAUAUCAUCCCUAUUGAUAUGGCAGUGCAGUGUGUUGCAGCUCUUGCUAUUACUUUGCCAACCAAUCCAACUAUUAAUACACCAUCAUUAGAUUCCUUGACUAAACAGCAGAAAAAACGUGGAUCAAGAACCUGCCAUGAAGAGCAGAGGUCAACAUACCUCCAAGAAAAAGUAAUCAGACUCGAUGAUGAUGAUGAUGAUGGGUUUGAUCCAACAGAUCUUGUCCAGGUAGACAUGAAUCCUGAUGAAAGUCCUGAGUGUGACUAUUCUGCUGAUCUCAGUGGAUCUUUGGUUAACAGAACUGAAAUUGACUCUCAAAUUCAGGACAAACUACCUACCCCUCCAUUGGCUAAAAACGUUUCUGCAACUCUCAGAUACUUGAAGAAUCCAUCACCAGUUGUGAAAGUUCUGGAAAUGAAGAACUUCAAAUAUUUGAUGUGUCACAGAUAUCUGGAGUUUCCCUUCCUUAGAAGUCGAGAGAAGAGCAGCAAGUUGAUAAUGCAUCUGCAUGAUAGACCUCUGGCUCCAUUGAGUAUUGGGGUGCCUGAACCCAUCCUGCCCUAUUGGAAAGAUUCCAGCAUGGCAGAUGGGUGUUCUGUCAUUCUGCGGACUCUUCACAAGAAUGGGCAGCCUACUGUGCCCAGAUCAUUCCUCUUGCAAUCCAUACGAAAUAAGAGUUCGGCAAUGCAGAGGAAGGAUGCUUGGGGGCCUUUACAUGCAUCAGUUGUGAGGCGAAAGUCAUCACAUGUAGGAACAACAAAUGGGCAGGUAGGUGUACCUUUGACAAAGCUUUGCAGUGGCACUGGGCAAAUAGCUAAAGCAUUUCGUUUAGUCUCUGGCACCUUGACUGGGAAUGGAGCUGUGAAGGUGUAUGGGUGUGUCAGCCGUGGAAGUGAAUCAUCUGCAGAAACCCUUCCCCGUAAUGCUUGGUGUGUCUGGUCUCUAACUGAUCCUCAGGUGAAGGUAUACAGUCAUGUAGAUGCACGAGAUAUUAAGUUCCCUGUCGACAUAGUCAAGACACUUGCACGGUGGUCGCAAACUUCAAGAUCCGUCUUACAAAUGAAGCUAAAGAAUGGAUCAGACAAGUCCUUUGGAAUCUAUUCCUCCAAGAAACUCCCAAAAAUAGCAUUUGUGGGUCCAUACAUCAAGUCUCAGUUACCCAUUGCUCAAGAGAAGCUUGAGGCAGUUAUUGAUGGAAUGUUGAAAGACAAGCACAUGAAAGUGAAUAAAGCAAAGGAUGUGAUGGCCAGAGCCUUGGGCUAUGAUGACCAUUGUGUGAUUGCUGAUGCUGAAAGUAGUGAAGAUUACAGUCCAUAUCUUCUACAGGAAUCAGACUUCAAUCCAGUUGUAAACAUCAUGGAGGAUGAAGAAAUAUUGAAGGAAGGAGCAACUUUGGAUUGUGCUCAGAAUAGCAUGGUCUGUCCCAUAGUGCGUGAGGAGAUUGUUUGCACCUCUGACUUUGAGAUGGAGGAGGGAAAGAAGCAAAAGCCAAGUGGCUCUUUCCAGGAUCACCAUGAUCUCUAUGAAAUUGAUGCUUGUCCAACUGAAACUGUAGAUGAACAGAGUGAUCAGGAAGAGGAGAGCUAUCAAGAAGAGCUUCAAAAUCUUGGAAACCUUUUUGGAUGGUCUGAAGAAGAUGGCGAGGAUGAUGAGCUACUCUAUGAAGCUUGUAUAGUUGUGAAAGAAUUGGAAGCUGAGGAAGAGCAAUUGAAGAGGACCAAAAGUGACAUUAGAGCCUGUUUCCAUUCUUCAAUGUCCUCUUUCCUUCAAGAACUCAAAGAGUUCCUGCAAGAUGGACAGUUAUUUGAUGCUGUUAAAGAGACUAUGGCACGUCACUUUGAGGCACACCAUUGCAACUGGGAAUGCCUACCAGAGGAAGAGCCUGAUUUCAUUCUCCCAGAGGUUGGGGGAGACGUGCCUUUUCAUUGUGUGAUUCCGUUGCUUCAAGAAAUGAACUGUGAUGAAGGAACAACAGAGGAAGAGUUUGAGGAAGAGGAAGAGCAGGCUCUGACCCCUGUAGAACGACAAUUUGAAGCUGCCUGUGAGGAUGUUAUCCACCAGAUGAACCAGGAAAUCUCAUCUUGCAUUGGAGAGCUCCUCAUAGAUCCUCCACCAUCAGAUUACUGAUGAAUCCUGAAAGAAUACCCCAGAGUACAAAUA
Messenger RNA from Darwinula stevensoni, 3883 nucleotides. The record is from the annotation of a GenBank genome assembly. Lineage: Eukaryota; Metazoa; Arthropoda; Ostracoda; Podocopida; Darwinulidae.